This is a messenger RNA of Lentinula edodes (shiitake mushroom), 369 nucleotides long. RefSeq lists its product as uncharacterized. NCBI's taxonomy places the organism in Eukaryota, Fungi, Basidiomycota, Agaricomycetes, Agaricales, Omphalotaceae. The record is from RefSeq and is a predicted model, not a curated record. Bases 1 to 369 code for a protein of 122 amino acids. The transcript has 2 exons.
AUGCCCGGUAGACGCGCUCCGCCAAGUCCUUUGCGCCUUGUACAGGGCCCUACGCCACCUCGAAGUGCCCCAAAGCAUACAAUGCCAUCUGUUCCGCGGCCAACAUUUUGUCCACCAAUGAUCGUUAGCCGUGGGGCCACUGGUCGGCCAAGAGCUUCCGUAUUGCAGGUAGACGUUGUCAUGAAGGAGAUCAAGAGCGCCUCGCUGAGCCCGUUGUCAGCGGGCGCCUCACCACGAAGUUCAGGAUCGAUCUCAGAGUCGCCGACUACGUUGAGAGUCAGAGGGCCCUGGGAUCAUUCAGCGUCGAUUAUUUUACCAUAUGAAGCACAGGAAAUACUGGCGCCGUUGAAGGCAGCGAUAGUCAUGUAG